Argiope bruennichi is the source of this 2930-nucleotide messenger RNA. RefSeq lists its product as uncharacterized. Lineage: Eukaryota; Metazoa; Arthropoda; Arachnida; Araneae; Araneidae. The record is from RefSeq and is a predicted model, not a curated record. The transcript is spliced from 5 exons. The coding region runs from base 107 to 805 and encodes 232 amino acids.
CCUGUGAGGAGAGAGCGCAGAAAGAAGUUGGCGAUCCGAGAUCUCAAUGCUGCGUGUUGCCGGUGAAUUCGAACGUGUCUGUUGAGCGUGAUCGUUGGAAAGGAAAAUGGAUACUUUACUACUGCUCACGUUUUUCUCUCUAAGCGGUUUGGUAUCUCAUGUGUUUUCCCAGUCUUGCGAGCAGUCACACUACGAAAGGUGCCUCAAGCAGUUGGUCGAAUUCACUGACAGAGGGGACCUCCUAUUCGCCCACUCCGAGGAUCAGUUGAGAGAGGAAUGUGUGCAAGCUCAGUCUUCGUUAGGUUGUUUGACGAGAUACGCCAAAAAGUGCCUGUCUUUUGAAGAACGUUCCAAAUUUAAUGAUGGCAUCGCUGGGCCCCAAAAGGUGACUCUAGGACUCUGCACUGACGACACCGACCUCAAAUCAAGAUACAUAAAAAGUCUCCCUUGCUUAAAAAAUAUGUCGGAAGGUUUGCGGUAUUGUAAAGAGAAAUACGAUCGCAAUCAAAAAGAUAUCAUUCUAGUCGAAUACGAAGACAAAACUCAUUUACAGUGCUGUUCGUUCGAUGGUUACCGACGCUGCUUACGAAUGCUGAUGGAAACCCAGGAAUCCUGUCGAGAAGAAUCCGCAGCCGUCGUAGACGAAAUAGCUAGUCGCAUGGGCGGUGUCUUCUCUGAAGAAAUGUGUGCUGAACAUUUCGAAAGAUGUACCGGAGCACCCUCUUCUGCUGUUCUGUGGGUGAUGUCCGCUUCUCUCACCAUUCUGACGUCGUCAGCGAGCUUGCUGCUUCUAAAAUUCUUGUGACAAUUUUAGAUCCAUUCUGUAUUUCGGUCAAGAAGUGAUAAUCUUUUUGUCACUUUAUUGUGGUUCGCUGAUGGCGUAAUAAAGAAUCUCAUGAGUACAUUCAUUAUCCAAUGAGAGAAACCUGCUAGAAGAAACUGCCGUUUUUGUAAGUAUUGUAAAUUGCAUUGUGAAACUUCAGGAGAUACUCUUUAUUUUGGAACUUGUUUUCUGAGUGUAUACGAUGUUCUUUGUAUAGUAUGUUUUAAAUAUAUAAAUAGAAAGAGGCUUCUAUCCAUAUAUAAUAACAAUGAUCGAAUUACAUGAACGAAUUACAAAUGCUUCUUAUAACAACUGGACUUACGAAAAUGCUGUUUAUCCUUUUCAAUUUUAAAAAUCUUGACUGCGUAAAUAUUCACUGAUUUUUUUAAAAUUCGAAACCUGACUUUCUAUGUUAUUUAGAUAUAUUAUUUUUUAAAUCAUUUAUUUAAUUUCAUUUGCAUAUAACUUGAUGUAAUUGUUAUUAUCAGAUAAUGUAACGGUUUUAAUUCAUAAUAAAUAAAUACCAUUUUCUUUUGAUUUUUUUAAUGCAAAAAUUAAAAUAAUUUUCUGAAAAUACGAUUUUAUGAUCAUUUUCUUGUAGUAUUUAUUUUUUAAAAAUUUUUUGACACCUUUCAGUUAAUAAUUUUUGUUUUUCACUUAUCUUUCUUCAGAAUUAUGCAUUUAUCUAUUACACUCCAUAUUAUCAAUUGUCCUUUCCUUUUGAAUUUUAAAUAUGGCUUUUAUAACAAAAUCUGAGUUCUUAAAUUUUUUUUAUUAUCGUUUUUAAUGUUCUGGAUUUUUUAGUGACUGAAAGUAACUUCUCAAGAUAAUUUUGUUUGUUUCCGAUAUUAAUCAAAAUCUAAUAUUUAGCUUGUAAUAAUAAAGCUAUUUACUUGAAUGAAUUUCAUAAGAACUGUAUUAAAAAUUUAUAAAUCAAUGAAUUUAUGUUUUUAUGACUCUUUAGACUUUAUUUCUCUUUUGAAUUUUCUUUUGUUAAGACUUUAGAUUAGUGUCGGUUUUUUUCCAAGCACAUCCAAAAAUUUGCCAAAAGUCCACCAUCUGGGAUGGCUACAAAAAUUGGUUUCAAAAUUCUUUUAGAGUUGCAAUAAAGAGCUGAAAAGAUAAAUUUGAAAAGAGAUCGCCCCAAAAUAAUUACAAUUCAACUUGGCCACCGAACAUGAAUCUCAAGUCUAACCUUUCUUGUAUUCUUCUUAUAAAAUUAUGUUCUUUUUGUGUAUUUGAUAAAUUUAAAGAAGUAUUUGUUUACCACUUUUUUUAAAUUGUAAUGUUGCCGAACUUUUUUUAUAAGAAAAGCUUUAAUUUUUUCUAGAAUUUCAUUACAUGAAUUUUAUUUUUCAAUAUGAAAUCAUCUUAAAGAAAUGUAUGAAAAAAUAUGUUUGACAGCAUAGGUAUUCGAAAACUGUUUUCCAAAGUGUAUAAAUUUUUUCGAGAUAUAUAGUUUGUAAAGUCAAUAUAUGCAUGGUAAUAUUUUUGUCAAUUCUUCGUAUUUAGCAUCAGCAAAAAGAUAUCUUCACAAUUCUUUAAUUUACAAUUCUUUUUACUUUAAAUUAUAACUUAAUUAGCUCCUAAAAUAUCCAAACUUCGUGUAAAUUCUGUGCUUUACUUUUUCGUUAUUUUAUAUGCACUCUGUGGAAUGUGAGAUCUCUUUCUUUUUAACAUUUAAACACUUUAUAUAAAUUUAUACUUUAUAUAUCAUUUAAAAUACUGUUCUGCUUUGUGAAAUGAAAUGAUACUGUUUUCAUUAAUUUUUUUAGAGCUCAGUUUUUAACUUGUAAUUUGCAUCUCAAAUAUUUGCUUAGUUGUAAAAGUGCUUUUUAUUCUCUAGAGUAAAGCACAAAAAGUUAGAUUUUGUGAAGAAAAAGCAGUUUGUACUAAAGUUAAUGUGUUAAUAAUUACUUGAAUGGUGCUGCAUCCAUGCGUUUACUCAUCGUCAUUUCAAAAAUGCGAUUCUCAGUGAUUACAAAUGUACAGUCAUGACUUGAAUCAUUUUAUUUAUACUCUCCUCUUGAAAUUAAUCAUUCGAAUGAAAAGGAUGUUUGUAAUCUAGAAUUAAUCUACAAAUAAUAAAAUAUAUAUUUAUCUGUUA